Perkinsus marinus ATCC 50983 is the source of this 726-nucleotide messenger RNA. RefSeq lists its product as hypothetical. The record is from RefSeq and is a predicted model, not a curated record. The transcript has 2 exons. Lineage: Eukaryota; Perkinsozoa; Perkinsida; Perkinsidae. The annotation marks the transcript as partial.
AUGUGGGCUUCUACGAAACUCCUGUGUCUGUACGCUUUCAGUGCAGCUGGUGAUGCAGAUACCUAUACGGGCCACUCGUUGCAAAUCUACAAGCAAGUGCGAUAUCCUUGGUAUAUUAAAGAACACCCCUACUGCUGUAACGAAUCGAUUCCACAUUACCAAAAUUAUACUUGGGAUUCCUAUUUCGACUACCUCAUUAGCUCUGGUGCUAACUUACAGCUGGGUGGAUAUAAGAUCAGAGAAACAAGCAAAAUCGGGGUGGACUUCUACGGCCCUUGGAGCAGAACUGGCUUCAAAGCUCUGAGGGAACGAGCGGAUGCGGCCGGCAAAGUGAUAAUCGCAGAGUUGGAUACGUUUCUCAAAGGAACCUUCGACAAGGCUUCUUUCAUAAAGAGUGUCAAAGAGUUCAGAAAGGAUUAUCCUGUUGACGGUUUCAAUGUGGGCUUUAGACAUUCCGAUCCCAGUAGAUACCAAGUUGGGAAGGAACUUGUCGCGGCUAUUAAAGAGCUCAACCUACGGGUGUCGUUAGGGUUGACAAAGGAUGAUUAUCAUGCGCAGGAAUUCAAACAAACCGGCAUAGGGAAGAUGGUUGAUAGUGUCGCUGUUUUUGCCACUCCACGUGACACGGAUGAGUCCAUAGAAAACUUCAAUACGGGCCGUUUCGCCGAGGAUAUGAUCAAAGAUGUCGUCGAAGCUGGUGUAGAUCGCAAUAAGCAGAUUUUAUUC